ACACAAUCAUCAUCAUCGUCACUGCCAAAAAAUUAAUUAAAAAAAAAUAAAUAAAAAACAGAGUCAAAGCCCUCAAGCACCCUACAGAGACCCUUCUUCUACCCCUUCUUCUUUGUUCCUCUGUUUCUCUCUCUUACUUUCUCACACUUUCCCACUCUUUCCGUCAAAGUUUCCAAAUUUCCUUCUCAGUUUGGAUACUUGUGAGUUUGAUGUUGAGGGCAGUAUGCCGGUUAUAAUUAGGGGAAAUGCAAAGGUAUCAUGCUGGCAACUGCACUAGUGCAGUUAAUAACAGUGCAAUUGGUGGGCCAUCCACUAGGGACAUUGGAAGGGCUGAUUCAUCUUCCUUGCCAGCCAACUUUCCUGUAAGUUCAAGGCGACAACCACCUUUAAACCCAUACAAGUCAAAGUGUGAUAAAGAACCUCUGAACUCUAGGCUUGGUCCCCCGGACUUUCACCCCCAAACACCAAAUUGCCCUGAAGAGACUCUGACCAGAGAAUAUUUGCAAUCUGGAUAUAGGGACACAGUUGAGGGGCUAGAGGAAUCUAGAGAAAUUUCUCUUACCCAGGUUCCAAAUUUUCACAAGACAGUUGUCCAUAGUUGCAAAGAGGCCAUUAGAAAACGUCUAAGGGCCAUCAAUGAAUCUCGUGUUCAGAAGCGAAAGGCUGGUCAAGUCUAUGGAGUGGCUCUUUCAGGAUCACAACUUGCUAAAUCUGGUGUUUUCCCUGAACAACGGCCGUGUCCUGAAGACUUCCGGAAGAAAUGGAUUGAGGGCUUAUCUCAACAGCACAAGCGAUUACGUUCUUUGUCGGAUCUCGUUCCUCAUUAUAAAAGGAAAUCAGUUUUAGAGGUUCUUAUUAGGAAUAACGUUCCAUUGCUGAGGGCUACCUGGUUUAUAAAAGUUACUUACCUUAAUCUGGUUCAGCAUGGUUCUGCCAAUAUUCCUUCUGGUACUGCUGACAAAACUCAGUUGUCAUGUUCUGAGCUUUGGACCAAAGAUGUUAUUGCAUACUUGCAAACUCUUCUGGAUGAAUUUUUCUCAAAAAAUACUUCUCAUUCUACUCAUAAUCGAGAUCGAUCACCCCAAUUACCUUAUAAUGCAUCACUUCAGCUUCAGCACAGAAGUGACCAGUUAUCAUCUGUUGCUGAUGGUGAAGAACCAACUUUACAUUUUAGAUGGUGGUAUAUUGUUCGGCUUCUACAAUGGCAUCAUGCUGAAGGGCUGCUUCUUCCUUCUCUUAUCAUUGACUGGGUUUUGCGUCUAUUACAGGAAAAGCAGUUCCUUGAGAUUUGGCAGCUGCUAUUGCCUAUUGUAUAUGGCUUUUUAGAAAUUGUUGUUCUAUCCCAAACAUAUGUUCGCACUCUUGCUGUGGUAGCUCUUCGUAUUAUUCGUGAUCCUGCUCCUGGUGGAUCAGAUCUAGUACACAAUUCCCGGAGGGCAUAUACAACUUCUGCUCUGAUUGAGAUGCUCAGAUAUUUAAUACUCGCAGUUCCAGAGACUUUUGUUGCUUUGGAUUGCUUUCCUUUACCAUCCUCUGUAGUUUCACAUUCAAUCAAUGAUGCCAAUUUUGUACUUAAAGCAACUGAAGCAGGAAAGAUAAAAAAUAGUUCAGAAGAUGUUGUGUCUGUAUUUAGAAGUAAAGGAUUUGACGCACAAUACCAAUCAUUGGCAUUUGAUCGUGUUAUUUCAUGCGUUCGAAAAAACGCAGAAGAUCUCACAAAGGCUGUAAGCCCAGACUAUCCAGGUCAAUGUCUGGCUAAAGCUGCACAAGCUUUGGAUAAAUCCCUUGUACUUGGUGAUAUACGUGGAGCAUACAGAUUUCUUUUUGAAGAUCUUUGUGAUGGAACUGUCUCUGAAGGUUGGGUUGCAAAAGUCAGCCCUUGCUUAAGGUUAUCACUGAAGUGGUUUGUGACUGUAAAUACAUCACUUAUUUAUUCAGUGUUUUUCCUUUGUGAGUGGGCAACAUGUGAUUUCAGGGAUUUUCGAACUGCUCCUCCUUGUGAUAUAAAGUUCACAGGCAGGAAAGAUCUUUGUCAAGUGCAUAUAGCUGUUAGACUCUUAAAGUUGAAGCUGAGGGAUUUGCAGAUUUCACCAAGACAAAAGAGUGGAAGCAUUCAUGGAGUCAGUUAUUUAGCAAAAUGUUCAAAUCGAAAGAGCAAUCGGAAUUUUUUGAACAAUGCACCCAAAAUAAAAUCUAGUUCAAAAAAUAUGGAUCAGAAUAUCUGUUCUUCAGCUAUAUUUGAAAGCCCAGGUCCUCUACAUGAUAUUGUUGUUUGUUGGAUUGAUCAGCACAUGGUGCAUAAAGGGGAGGGCCUCAAACGCCUACAUUUAUUUAUAGUGGAACUCGUACGUGCAGGGAUCUUUUACCCAUUGGCAUAUGUACGCCAGCUGAUAGUGAGUGGGAUCAUGGAUAUGAAUGUAAACGUUGUUGACUUGGAGAGACAGAAGAGACAUUGCCGAAUCUUGAAGCAGCUUCCUGGGAACUUCAUGCGUGAUGCUUUGGAAGAAUUAGGGAUUAUUGAAGGGCCUCAGCUUACUGAUGCCUUGCAAGUUUACUUGAAUGAACGACGACUCAUACUUUCUGGUUUCUUAUGGGAAAACCAUGGCAAUGCUGCCAGCAGUGCCUCUAUAUCUUCUCUCAAGCAAAAACAUCAUCAUACAUCUUCAACAAAAGACGUAGAUUCUCUAGUCUCAGCUGAUCAAUGGAAAACUGUUCCUUCUAAUAAAAAAUCUUCUAAAAAUGCAAAGGAUGACACUAUUGUUGAAGAACUGAAGAUGGUCAUCUCCGUACUGUUACAGCUACCAAAAAGUUUAUCUAAUUUGAGCACUAUGGCAUUGGAUGAAUCUCAAGGUAGUGUCAGAAGACCUGUUGGGUCUCACAGCAAGAUUGAUCUAGUGGAGGCUACACCUGGGUGCAAAGAAUGUAGAAAAUCAAAGAGACAAAAAUUGAGUGAUGAAAGGAGUUCACUUAUUCAAGCUCAAUCUCCAGUUCUGUCUGAUGAUGAAGAUACAUGGUGGAUGAAGAAGGGGGUAAAAUCCUCGGAGCCUCUCAAAGUUGAUCAACCACUUAAGCCAACCAAGCAGGUUACUAAGAGUCGGCAAAAGAAUGUGCGUAAGACCCAGAGUCUUGCUCAACUAGCAGCUUCAAGAAUUGAGGGUAGCCAAGGGGCAUCAACAAGUCAUGUGUGUGAUAAUAAGGUAAGCUGCCCUCACCAUAGAACUGCUAUGGAUGGAGAUACGGCAAGGUCUGUUGAUGGAAUUCGAACAAGUCAUUGUGAAGAUGUUGUUUCAAUUGGAAGGGCUCUAAAACGGCUGCGCUUUGUUGAGAAAAAGGAGAUAACAAAUUGGCUGAUGACUGUAGUUAGGCAGCUUAUUGAAGAGACUGAAAAAAAUGUUGGUAAAGUCAGCCAAUUUGGUAGGCCUUUAGCCACUUUGGAUGAUAGAAGUUCCGUACGGUGGAAGCUUGGUGAGGAUGAACUUUCUGCAUUACUUUAUCUGAUGGAUAUCUCAGAUGAUUUAGUAUCAGCUGUCAAAUUCCUUUUAUGGUUGCUGCCAAAGGUUUAUAGUAGCCCCAGUUCUACAAUUCAUAGUGGAAGGAAUGUUUUAAUGCUGUCAAGGAAUGUGGAGAACCAAGCUUGUGAUGUUAGUGAGGCUUUUCUGCUAUCAUCACUGAAAAGGUACGAGAACGUUCUUGCUGCAGCUGAUCUUAUUCCUGAAGCUCUGUCAUCUACAAUGCAUCGUGCUGCAGCUAUUAUAGCAUCUAAUGGAAGGGUUUCAGGUUCAGGUGCCCUAGCUUUUGCUCAUUAUUUAUUGAAAAAAUAUAGCAAUGUGGUUAGUGUCAUUGAGUGGGAGAAAAAUUUUAAGACUACAUGUGAUAAAAGACUUGCUUCCGAAUUUGAGUCUGGACGGUCUGGUGAUGGAGAAUUAGGGCUUCCACUCGGUGUUCCUGCAGGAGUUGAGGACCCUGAUGACUUUCUCCGUCAAAAAAUAAGCGGUGGUCGGUUACCAUCCAGAGUAGGUUCAGGAAUGAGAGAUGUUGUACAGCGUAAUGUGGAAGAAGCAUUUCACUAUCUUUUUGGAAAAGACAGAAAGCUUUUUGCUGCUGGUACACCAAAAGGUCCUGCUUUAGAAAAAUGGGAUAAUGGGUAUCAAAUUGCUCAUCAAAUAGUUAUGGGUCUGAUAGAUUGCUUAAGGCAGACUGGUGGUGCUGCUCAAGAAGGGGACCCCUCUUUGAUCACUUCUGCUGUUUCUGCUAUUGUUGGUAGUGUUGGUCCAACUUUAGCCAAAUUGCCUGAUUUUUCAGCUGGCAAUAAUCAUUCAAAUAUGUCGUUGACAACAAGUUCAUUGAACUAUGCUAAAUGCAUUCUGCGAAUGCAUAUAACUUGUUUGUGCUUGCUUAAGGAAGCCUUGGGAGAACGUCAAAGCCGUGUAUUUGAGAUUGCUCUUGCUACGGAAGCUUCUAAUGCUCUUGCUGGAGUUUUUGGUCCAAGUAGAACAUUUCGAACUCAGUUUCAAAUGUCACCUGAAACCCAUGAUACUGGUACUAAUAUUUCAAAUGAUGUUGUAAACAACUCUAGUAAAAUUGUGGUUGCUAGAACAACAAAAAUUGGUGCUGCUGUUUCUGCACUUGUCGUUGGAGCUAUUAUAUGUGGUGUCACCAGCCUGGAAAGAAUGGUGACCAUUCUCAGAUUAAAGGAGGGCCUGGAUAUUGUACAAUUUGUAAGAAGUACAAGAUCCAAUUCAAAUGGAAAUGCACGUUCAGUUGGGGCUUUUAAGUUGGAUAGUUCAGUUGAUGUUCAUGUCCACUGGUUUAGAGUGCUUGUUGGAAACUGCAGAACAAUCUGUGAAGGCUUAGUGGUGGAUCUCUUGGGUGAACCAUCUAUUGUGGCUCUUUCAAGGAUGCAGCGUAUGCUUCCUCUAAAUUUGGUAUUUCCACCUGCCUAUUCAAUAUUUGCUUUUGUUUUGUGGCGGCCCUUUCUUAUGAAUUUCAAUGUAUCAGUUCGUGAAGAUAUGAAUCAACUUUAUCAGUUGCUAACAGUGGCCAUAGGCGAUGCAGUAAAACAUUUUCCAUUUCGAGAUGUUUGCUUAAGACAAUGUCAGGGUCUUUAUGAUCUUAUGGCUGCAGAUACAAGUGAUGCUGAGUUUGCAACAUUGCUAGAGUUGAAUGGCUCUGAUAUGCAUUCAAAAUCAAUGGCAUUCAUUCCCCUCCGUGCCAGGCUUUUUCUAAAUGCCAUGGUUGAUUGUAAGAUGCCACAAUCUAUUUAUAUAAAGGAUGAUGGAGGCCGGAAUUCUGGGCAUGGUGAAUCGAAAAUUAAAUUUACCAAUCGAGAAUCUACGCUUCAGGAUAAGCUUGUAGAUGUUUUAGAUUCUCUGCAGCCUGCCAAAUUCCACUGGCAAUGGGUUGAACUAAGGCUGCUUUUAAAUGAACAAGCCCUUGUUGAAAAACUGGAGACACAUGAUAUAUCCUUAGCUGAUGCUAUACAGUUGUCCUUGCCUAGUUCAGAGAAGGCUGCUGCUUCAGAGAAUGAGAACAAUUUUAUUGAAAUAAUUCUCACAAGGUUACUGGUUAGACCUGAUGCUGCACCACUUUUCUCGGAGGUUGUUCAUCUUUUUGGGAAGUCACUAGAGGAUUCAAUGUUGUUACAUGCUAAGUGGUUCCUUGGAGGUCAAGAUGUCCUCUUUGGUCGUAAGACCAUUAGGCAACGACUAAUUAACAUUGCAGAGAGUAAAGGAUUUUCUGUUAAGACACAGUUUUCAGAGCCCUGGGGCUGGUGCACCCCAUGUAAAGAUCCAGUAAUUAUCAAGGGGGAUAAAAAGAAAGUUGAUUCUAUGUCUCUUGAAGAAGGAGAGGUUGUUGAAGAUGGAAUGGAUGUGAAAAGGUCCUUAAAAGGGUUCUCUCAGGUGUUUGACUCUGAAAGCUCUACAAAUAAGCAGCAGCAUGGGACUGAGAGGGCUCUUCUCCAGUUAGUUCUUCCUUGCAUAGAUCAAAGCUCUGAUGAAUCUCAAAAUUCCUUUGCAAGCGAUUUAAUCAAACAACUAAAUUAUAUUGAGCAGCAAAUAGCUGCAGUUACUUGUGGGCCAAGUAAGCCAUUGGCAAGUACUCCUGCAAUUGAAGGUCAGACAAAUAAAGUAAAUAGCCGCAAAACUAUAAGAGGUGGCAGCCCUGGAUUAGCCAGACGACCAACAGCUGCAACAGAUUCUUCUCCACCUUCUCCUGCAGCUUUGCGAGCCUCAAUAUCUUUACGUGUGCAGUUACUCAUGAGAUUUCUCCCUAUUAUUUGCACAGAUGGGGAGUCCUCUGUGCGGAGCAUGAGAUACACACUUGCCACUGUAAUUCUCCGUCUCCUUGGCAGCCGGGUUGUGCACGAGGGUGCAAUGGUGAAUGCCAUGCACUAUUCUCUGUUGAAAAGGGAGGUGGAGUCACCUGGUGAAGCUGCUUUUGUAGAUUCUUCUGUUGAGGGUCUGUUUGAUCAUUUGUUGUUGAUUUUGCAUGGAUUGUUGAGUAGUUCUCCUCCAAGUUGGCUUAGGUUGAAACUUGCUUCAAAGACAGCUAAUGAAUCUACAAGGAAAUUUUCUGGAUUUGAUCGAGAGGCAUUAGAGGCUUUGCAGAAUCACCUUGAUGGUAUGCAACUGCCAGACGCUAUUCGGUGGCGUAUCCAAGCUGCAAUGCCUUUACUGCCUUCCUCUAUGCGGUGCUCUUUCUCCUGCCAGCCACCAACUGUUCCAACUUCUGCUCUUGUUUUUCUUCAACCCAACACUACAAAUUCUGGGUUCAACUUCAGCAGUUUGACUGUUCCUCAGAGGAAUCUGGUUCCAUCAUCGAGGAGUACAACAUCAGGGAAGUCAAAACAACAAGACAAUGAUUUGGAAGUUGACCCUUGGACACUUUUAGAAGACGGCGCUGGAUCUUGCCCAUCUGCAAGUAAUACUGCCAUCCUUGGAAGUGGCGAUCGGGUUAAUAUUCGAGCUGCCAGCUGGCUUAAAGGGGCUGUAAGGGUGAGACGGACAGACCUUACUUAUGUUGGCGCUGUGGAUGAGGAUAGUUGAUUAAUAAGAUUUGUUAUUGGCUUGGAGUAUGCAAACCCCUCAUCUAGUGUAUUUGUUGUUUCAUAUUGAUGCAUGACUGGCAUGAAGAUGCCAUUUUGUGCCUGCCCUUCCUGUGUUGAAGGCAAGUUGAGGGGCAUCAAUUUGAGAAACAAGUGAAGGGAUGGGUUCUCUGUUGAACAAAAGUGAAGCUCCCUGUUGGUUCUGGCCUGUUUGACUACUAACCUGUUGAUCACCCCUCCUUCCCCUGGACUUGUGCAGUUCCAGGCACAGUUCAGUGGUUUGUUGUAUAUAUAGGAUGAUUGUUUCACUUUCCCAAUUUAUUUGAGUAAUAUAUCUCAAGUGAUCUGUAGCUGUUCCAUCUAAUUCAUGUCUCAAUGUGUAAGCUGUCUGUAUCUUUUGGGGGCCACAGGCGCACACAGUAUUAUCUGUGCUUUCAUCUAGAGAAAUGCAGCAUUCAAUUAUUUUACUUGGAACUCCAGAUAAUUUAUUAAAAAUUAUAUUAACUUAAAUGCACACUAGUAUAUGCCGUAAUACGUAAAGAGAUCUUUGUCAUUGUCCUUUAUGAUUUAUUGUGGAUGAUCAUAGAUUGUGGGUUGACUCAAUUAAUAGAAAAUCUGCUGUGUUAAUGUAAAUGAAAAGAGUGUAUUAAGAGCAGCCCUCAAUCAAUGAUUUGAUUUUGAAUGCCGACCAACAAAUGAUUUUGGCCUUCAAAACAAA
Messenger RNA from Abrus precatorius (Indian licorice), 7763 nucleotides. RefSeq names its product mediator of RNA polymerase II transcription subunit 12-like. Gene Ontology annotation, molecular function: transcription coregulator activity. Gene Ontology annotation, cellular component: mediator complex. The record is from RefSeq and is a predicted model, not a curated record. NCBI's taxonomy places the organism in Eukaryota, Viridiplantae, Streptophyta, Magnoliopsida, Fabales, Fabaceae. The coding region runs from base 246 to 7046 and encodes 2266 amino acids. Gene Ontology annotation, biological process: regulation of transcription by RNA polymerase II. The transcript is spliced from 14 exons.